AAUUACAGCCUCUCGUCUGUUGGUAUGAAGCAUGGGGAAAGGCAAGGUAACACAUCUUUGGCCAACAAUAUCGUCACACACGCCGUGUGAAAGUGGAGAGCGGCUUAAUGCUGUGGAUUUGCUGUUGAAGACUAAAGAAAACAUUUAAAUGGACAGCUUGCAGACUGGGUCCCUAACCGGGGCGCAGAAAGAUGAAUUGAUGGACCAAGUGAAACAGCAAAUUGCUGUUGCAAACGCUCAGGAGCUCCUGACGAAAAUGACAGAAAAGUGCUUUAAGAAAUGUAUCAACAAACCGGGUACCUCGCUAGACAGUUCAGAACAGAAAUGCAUUGCCAUGUGUAUGGACCGCUAUAUGGACUCGUGGAAUUUGGUGUCUAAGGUGUAUGGUAGCAGAAUACAGAAAGAAAGGCAUAGGCUAUAAAUAUAAACCAACAUGUUAGAUAAUUUUAGGUGAAAACGAUCGAUGUACAAAACCAACAUAUUUAAAAGAAACAUAUUUCAUAUGUGUGUAUAAAAUAUUUUUUUGCUUAAAAAUGAUCCACAGAUAGUUUUAAUUGUCUUUGUAUACAUGUUAUUAGUGCUGUUUAUAAAAUAAAUGACUAAUUAUUGCAACCCAGUG
This is a messenger RNA of Schistocerca nitens (vagrant locust), 619 nucleotides long. RefSeq names its product mitochondrial import inner membrane translocase subunit Tim13. The coding region runs from base 149 to 421 and encodes 90 amino acids. The record is from RefSeq and is a predicted model, not a curated record. Lineage: Eukaryota; Metazoa; Arthropoda; Insecta; Orthoptera; Acrididae. The transcript is spliced from 3 exons.